Echinococcus granulosus is the source of this 1674-nucleotide messenger RNA. RefSeq names its product Transcription factor E4F1. The record is from RefSeq and is a predicted model, not a curated record. Gene Ontology annotation, cellular component: nucleus. Lineage: Eukaryota; Metazoa; Platyhelminthes; Cestoda; Cyclophyllidea; Taeniidae. The transcript has 6 exons. The coding region runs from base 1 to 1674 and encodes 557 amino acids.
AUGUCGGCUUUCCAGUCGCCCACGGAGGUGAAAGCAUGCCCCCAGUUUGAAGGACCUAACGCCUCAGAUCUUGAACAGUCUCAAUCCUCUAACAACUUCCUCCAGCCUUGCCAAUCACCUCCCUUCAAUCCCCUUGUUUAUCUUUCCUAUGUCUCACCUUCUACCUCUAAUGCCCAACCUGUAACAAUUAAUGCCCAGCAGACAUUUACUUCCACAUCCGUCAGUCAGAACAAUCAGUCCAAGUCAUUAGCAUCAUUUACUUGUGGAAUCUGUGGUAAGGAAUUCGGAUUGCGAUGUCGUUUGGUCGCCCAUAUCAGAAGACACACCGGCGAACGGCCCUUCUCUUGCACUGAGUGCGGACGUGCGUUUUCCGAUGCUGGCAAUCUCCAAAGGCAUCGCUACGUUCACAGUUCAGAGCCUCGGUUCCAUUGCACCGUCUGUGGCAAGUCCUUCAGACAGGCUUCCUGUUUGUCCACCCACCGGCGAUUCCACUGCCCAGGAGCUGAGGGCCGAGUUUGCGUUUUCUGUCGACGUAAUUUCAAGUCCUCCGCAUCCCUACAAAUGCAUUUGCGAUUUAAACACCGUGCUGAUGCUGAAGCUGUGGUUGCUGUUGCAGUGGGAUCUAUCACCUCGGAGACCGUGAAUUCUUCUGGAAAGGGGGUUAAAGAUGAGUUUUCACUGUUUCAUUCAAAUUUACGAAAUGACUUCUAUUACGCGUUUUCGUGUCGGAACGUCUUCGACUCUCAGCAGCGGCAGGCAUUGUUACUGCCAACGUCGUCGGAGGCUGAGCAGCUCUCCAGCGAGAAUCGGCAGCAGACGACGUGCAGCAGCAUGCAGGAUACAGAAUCCUGUUACCAUGGCGUGGCAGUGGCAGCGGCCGCAGCCUUUCGCCGAAACUUCGUCCAUGUUGACUCACCCACCAGCACCACUAACGCCUCUAUUGGUGCUCCUACCUCCGCCGUUCCCCGACCGCCUGAUCGAUGGCGUAGAGCACACGUCCGGAAGCAGGUGAAAGUAGAAGAAAGUGCAAUCCCCACUCUGGAAGGCAUCACGACCGACCAGCUGAAGUUGGUUGCAGCUGCGGUAGCAGUGGGUGGGAGCUGCGGCAACGGUGUAUCCCCAGGCUCAGCUUUAGAUGCGAAAGGCCGCGCUUUCAAUUUCCCCUGUCCCGCUUGUCCCCGCCGCUUCGUCUUCCAGUGCCGCCUGGCGGCGCAUCUUCGCUCCCACACCAACUUCCGUCCCUUCACCUGUCCCGACUGUGGUCGCGCUUUCACACAACGCGGGUAUCUCGUGCGCCACGCCGCGGUGCAUGCCAAUGAACGGCCCUUUGUCUGUGCCCUUUGCGAUCGUGCCUACAAGCACUACGGCUCGCUGGUGAAUCACCGACGCACUCAUUCCAAGAGUUCUGGCGCUGGCACAUCCACUACCUCCAACAAAUCGCACUCGCGUUUGGGCGUGAGUGCAUCCGGUUCCUCGGGGUACCGGUGCGUACCCACAAUGGCGCCCCCCGCUGCGCCGGUGCUGCCCAUGUGGGCCUCGGCAGCCGCCUCAGCGGGAAUUUCCUUCACCACAUCUGCAUCCACCUGUCAUCCGUCCGUCAUGGCCCAGCAACAACAGCACCAAUCGAUAUUCUUUCGUGCCCCCUUUGGCUACCUCUCUACGCCACAGAGAUGA